This is a messenger RNA of Sinocyclocheilus grahami, 5794 nucleotides long. RefSeq names its product anaphase-promoting complex subunit 1. Gene Ontology annotation, cellular component: anaphase-promoting complex. The record is from RefSeq and is a predicted model, not a curated record. The coding region runs from base 11 to 5794 and encodes 1927 amino acids. The transcript has 46 exons. Lineage: Eukaryota; Metazoa; Chordata; Actinopteri; Cypriniformes; Cyprinidae. Gene Ontology annotation, molecular function: molecular adaptor activity. Gene Ontology annotation, biological process: metaphase/anaphase transition of mitotic cell cycle; anaphase-promoting complex-dependent catabolic process; protein K11-linked ubiquitination.
UUGGGAACUCAUGUCGCACGUCUAUGAAGAGAGAGCCACAAUGAUAGCCGCAGGCGAAUUGCAGUCGUUUGUCCCGUUCGGUCGUGAGCACUGCAAAAAUCACCCGAAUGCCGUGAAUCUCCAGCUGCGGCAGCUCCAGCCGGCCUCUGAGCUCUGGUCCUCUGACGGGGCGGCUGGACUCGUGGGAUCCCUUCAGGAGGUCACUCUACAGGAGCGCGAGAAGGAGCGCUGGCAGCUGAGGAAGGGAACUGCUCCUGAUGAGGUUGAAUAUGAGGAGGAGCUGUAUGUGGCUGGAAACAUGGUCAUAUGGAGUCGUGGCAGUAAGAAUCAAGCCUCGUAUGUGUACAAGGCCUUCACGGUGGACAGCCCAGUUCAGCAGGCUCUAUGGUGUAAUUUCACUGUCCCUCAGUCUAAAAAGAAUGUAAAGGACGUUGUGGAGCAGACGGUGUGUAUCGUCCAGAGCACUUGUGUGAAUGUCCACAGCAUGAGUGGGAAAGACUUCAUGUCUCCACUGCCAUUCCAGGUCUCCGCUCUCUGGUCAACAAAGUUUGGCCUUCUUUUGGAGCGUAAAAAUAUUAUAGUUGAUGGCAACAUAAGCCCCAUCAGGGAACCUCUCCCGACUCUGUUCAGCAUGCUGCAUCCGUUAGAUGAAAUCGCUCCUGUUGUUUGUAAGUCCACUGGUCUCUUUGAGUCCCGUCUCCAGUAUGUUUCAGACAGCGCUCUGAGAGUGGUGUUCACCUGCCACGAGCCCUCCAUUAUCAUGACGUACGACACACAGCAGUGCACACACACCGUCUGGACCCUGCGCAAAGCCACACCUGAGGAGCAGACCACUGUAUUAAAGUGUCCAGACCAGGCCGGGCCAGUUCACACUCCCAAUGCGGCCCCCAGCCUCCUCAGCACCCACCUGAGAAACGUGACCCGGCUGGACUCGCCCGCCUCACCCCUACACUGCCAUGUCCUACACAACCAGAGCCGAAUCCCCGCCUCUCCGGGCCUACACUCACGCGCUCACUCGCCCAGCAUUUCAAACAUGGCUGCUCUCAGUCGGGCUCAUUCACCUGGCAUCGCCGCGCCCUCCUUCUCUGGAGCUCAGCGCUUCAACAUGUCAUGCCACACGCCGUCCCCGCGAGGCCACAGCAUCCUGACCUCACCCAACAGCACCCUGAAUGAUACAGCCCUGCUUCAGGAAAUGGAGCCAAUACUUCCAGACCUCUGCAUUGAGCAGCUGUGGACAGAAACCAGCGCUAUCUCCAGGGAGAAAGGCUGCCAGGCCUCUAAGGUCUUCAUCACCUCUGACCUGUGUGAGAACAGGUACCUGUGCUUCCUGGUCGAGUCUCACCAGCAGCUCAGGUGUGUCAAAUUUCUUGAGAGCAAUGAAACUUCUCAACUGAUAUUUGCGUCAGUGACCGUUAUCACCGCAAAAGAUGCUGCCCCUCUUGAGGACAUUCAUACCAUGCUGGUGCUUGAGGCCAAUGGAAGUCUGGUCUUGUACACAGGAGUCACACGGGUCAGCAAAGUAUUUAUCCCUGGCCUUCUGUCUCCUACCUUCAGUGUGCAAAACCACCAGCCGCAGUUAAGCACCCCUCUGGAGAACAUAAGCACCCCCGCCAGGGCCACAGUUCAGCAUAUGAGCCGACUGGAGGAGGUUGGCAUGCCGUCUCCGGUGUUGGAGGUGCGUAGCUCGUCACAGCACCACGAGUCAUCCUGGCUGGAAGACACUCCGUUCCAGCAGGCUGCACCUCACAUCCACACCUUCAGAGACCCUGUCAGCAACAGAGUCACGCUGGAAUUGAGCUCCGGUUCCAUGUUAAGAAUCACCAUUCCUGAGGUGGCCACUUCAGAGCUGGUCAAACGAUGCCUGCAGGCCAUCAGGUUUAUUUUACCCAAGGACACUGCCAUGAAAGUGCUGGUCAAGUGGUACAACAGUUACAAUGCCCCUGGAGGUCCCAGCAUGCACCUGGAGUGGAACCUGUUUGUUACAUGCCUAAUGACAAUGAUGGGUUACAACACCGAACGACUGACGUGGACACGCAAUCUUCAUUUUGAAGUGCCUCUCUCUCCAGUAAUAGCCCCUAAGAAGGCCCGUCCUGCUGACACGGGUUCGGAUGAGGAUUGGGGAUACCUCAGAUGCUCUGACUACCAUUGGCAGGUUUCCAUGCAACCUGCGUUGGCCGUUCAGGGCCUGGAGCCGGUGUGGCCCCCCGGUGGAGUGGAUAACCACCAGUCAGCUCUGGGUUUAGAGUCGUCUGCCAUGCUCUUUCCACACAUCCCGGUGCUCUUCUACGUUCUGCAUCUGCUCUAUGAAGACCUGAAGCUGGACGAGCUGCAGCGGAGUGGGGCGAGAGCUCUGGUCGGUCUGCUGCAACAGCUGGCCAAGGACCUGCAACUGGAGGAUUUCAUUGAUCUGUACUGGCGCGAUUACCCCUCAUUCAUCAAAACCUUCAAGGAGGCCUGCGUGAUUGAUCAAGCUCAGAUGGAGCUGAUGACUUGGCCGGUGUUCCUGGACGGGGAGGCCCCGUGUGUGUUCAGCUGGCUCAGUCGCUGUCUGAGAGGGCAAGAUGUGACGCCUUUUCCUUGUCUGCCCGGCAUCUGUGAGAGAACCAAACUACUGGUGCUGAGUUAUGCCCUGUAUGUGGUUGGAGAUGAGGAUGCGAUCUCGACAAACAUGUUGAAGUACCUCUCCAGGCUGUCAGCAGGGCAAAAGAAAAACACGAGUGAUCCUUUUCUGAGAAGGCAGAGCAGCGUGAAGCCCGCACCUUCGUCUGGAUCCCUGGCUGAGAAGCUGGUGGUGUGGUUGACCUCUGCAGGAUUUACAUUGAAGGAUCUGGAGUCGGUUCCGUUUGGUGUGGCUCUGCCAAUCAGAGACGCCAUCUACCAAUGCAGAGAGCAUCCCUGCUCUGAUUGGUCUGAAGAGGUCUGCGCUCUGAUUGGGCGACAGGACCUGACUAAACAAGCUCACAAAGUGACCCUUGCCAAUCGUAAAUCGACUGUGGGUCUGAAUGUUAUGCUUGAGCCGCCAGUGACCAGUGAGGCCGAUGAGGAGGAGGACGGUAUGACAGACCUGCACCCAGAGGUGACGGGGCUGAUCUGGAGUCAGGAUCUGAGGGUACAGGAGGUCCGCCGUCUGCUCCAGAGCUCCAGACCCAUCCGGGUCAAUGUGCCCCACCUGCCUGAAGUCAGUGACCAUGAGUACAUAGAGGAGAAAGAGAACAAGCUGCUGCAGUUGUGCCAGCGCACUAUGGCUCUUCCGGUGGGACGGGGACUCUUUACUCUUUUCUCAUACCAUCCUGUGCCAACCGAACCACUCCCUGUGCCCAAACUCAACCUGACUGGCCGCGCUCCUCCCAGGAACACCAUGGUGGACCUGAACAGCGGUAACAUCGAUGUGCCACCCAACAUGACCUGCUGGCCCAGCUUUCAUAACGGAGUGGCGGCUGGCCUUAAGAUCGCCCCUGCCUCUCAGGUGGAAUCUGCCUGGAUUGCAUACAACAAACCCAAAAGUGCUGACCUGGCCAAUGAAUACGCCGGUUUCCUCAUGGCCCUGGGCCUCAAUGGCCACCUCACUAAACUAGCAACACUUAACAUCCAUGACUACCUCACCAAGGGUCACGAGAUGACGAGUAUCGGGCUGCUGUUGGGUGUUUCUGCUGCCAAACUGGGCACCAUGGACAUGUCCAUCACCCGUCUGCUAAGCAUCCACAUUCCCGCGCUGCUGCCGCCCACCUCCACUGAGCUGGAUGUUCCUCACAGCGUGCAAGUGGCUGCUGUGGUCGGCAUUGGCCUGAUUUACCAGGGCACCGGGCACCGGCACAAUGCAGAGGUGUUGUUGGCAGAGAUCGGACGUCCACCUGGUCCUGAGAUGGAGUACUGUACGGAUAGGGAGUCCUACUCCCUAGCAGCAGGACUGGCACUUGGCAUGGUCUGCCUGGGACAUGGCAGUAACCUGAUCGGGAUGACUGACCUGAACGUGCCCGAGCAGCUCUAUCAGUAUAUGGUGGGAGGUCAUCGGCGCAUGCAUGCUGGCAUCAACAGAGAGAAACACAAGUCUCCCAGCUAUCAGAUCAAGGAGGGUGACACUAUCAAUGUGGACGUGACCUGUCCUGGUGCAACACUCGCCCUAGCCAUGAUUUACCUGAAAACAAACAAUAGGUCUGUAGCUGAUUGGCUGAAAGCCCCGGACACCAUGUUCCUGCUGGACUUCAUCAAGCCUGAGUUUUUGCUGCUGAGGACGCUGGCCAGAUGUCUUAUCAUGUGGGACGAGAUCUUUCCCAAUGCUGAUUGGGUGACCAGUAAUGUGCCUCAGAUAAUUCAAGAAAACAUCGGAAACCAGGAGCAGACGUCCAUCUCUGAGGAUCUCAACAUGGAGACCUUGGUUCAAGCUCAUGACUAUAUAAUUGCCGGAGGCUGCCUGGCUGUGGGAUUCCGGUUUGCUGGGUCUGCAAAUUCAGACGCUUUUGACUGCUUAUACAAAUUUGCCCGAAACUUCAUGCAGUGUCUGACGACCUCGACGGCUACAGUGACAGGGCAGUAUAACCUGCAGACGUGUUUAAGCAUGGUCCUCCUGGCGGUUUCAAUGGUGAUGGCCGGUUCAGGGAACUUGAAAGUGUUGCAGCUGUGCCGCUUCUUCCACAAACGCACCUUUGGCGAGAUGAACUAUGGCUUCCACAUGGCCCAUCACAUGGCUCUGGGCCUGCUCUUCCUGGGUGGAGGGAGGUACACACUCAGCACCUCCAACUCGGCUAUUGCUGCCCUCCUUUGUGCACUUUAUCCUCAUUUUCCUGCUCACAGCACAGACAACAGGUAUCACCUCCAGGCGUUGCGCCACCUGGCUGUGCUCGCAGCAGAACCGCGUCUGCUGGUGCCUGUAGAUGUGGACACACUCAAACCCUGCUACGCUCUGCUAGAUGUCACCUACAGGGAGACACAGUGGUAUGAAGAGACGACCGUGGAGUUGAUGGCUCCCACCAUGCUACCUGAGCUUCACCUUCUGAAACGGAUUAAGGUAAAAGGUCCAAGAUAUUGGGAGCUGAACAUCGACAUCAGUAAAGGAACCCAACAUCUGCAAUCCAUCUUAUCCAAAGACGGCGUUCUGUAUGUGAAGUUGCGCGCCGGACAGCUGCCCUACAAGGACGACCCUCAAGGCUGGAAGAGCCUACUGGCCCCCAACCUCAACAGCAGAAGCGCUGAAGUGCACACUUUUAAGCCCGAGGCCAUCUCAACCUUCACCUCAGACGCAGCUCUGGUCUCCUUCGCUGAGUACUUCUGCAGAGCCUCGGAAAACAUGAAGCAUAAGCAGGAGACCGUGGCAUUACUGUCAGCAAUUCUGUAUGAAUGUGUGACACAGGAAUACCCAGAAAUGCUGCCAACACACAUCUCUAUUGACCAGGCCGUGCGGACUCUGGAGCGGGGCGAUCUCUGUGAGACGUUCAGUCUGUGGCAGAUGAAGCUGGUGCUGGAGUUGUGUGAGAGCCGAGUCCUGCAGCAGCAGCUCAGAGACACACGGCGUCAGGGCCACGGCCUGCUGCUCAGCUCUGAGUUCCUGCCCGUCAUGAAGAGCUCAGCCGACCGGGCCCUGGAUCGCUGGCUCUGUGAUAACAGUCACGUGCUGCAAGCGUACUUGAGAAGGCAGUCGAUGAACAACGACACUGAUGUCAGCAUGUUAGCCUGCUUCCUGGUCUACCAUUCCAUCCCCAGCCUCAAGAACAUGGUGGCGUCUGACCUGGAAGGUACGAUCACACUCAAACAGAAGCUAACCACUGGUCUGUUGAGAAAACGGGGUUCUUCUUGUUGA